CCCUAGGUUUUUUCUACGCCUUCUCACUACUUCACUUUGCUCCUCAGUCCCCUGAACUUACACAGUUUAACCAUGGCAGAAACAGAACCUGAAGUCGCAGCUGCCCCCGCCGCCGAAGCCGUAGCACAGGCGGAGAAAGAGGAAAUCCCGGAUCAGGAUAUGGACAUCGAAGCUCAAGCUGCCGAUGAUGCGGCGGAGAACGGCGGCUCGAAGCGUCCAAGGGAGGAGGAUGGAAAGGAGUCGGAGAAUGAAGACGCCUCGAAGAAGCUGAAGGUGGACAAGUCUGUGGAAGAACAAAGGCUCGAGAAUUUAGACGGAAGCGAAACGGCUGUAGAUGAAGAAAAGAAAAACGGGUCGGGUCCGGCUAGCGUGGGUCCGAAGAACUUCGGGUCAUCAGUAGAGAUGUUUGAUUACUUUUACAAGCUUCUUCACUCUUGGUCUCCCAAUCUCAACCUCAACAAGUAUGAGCACUUGGUUUUGCUCGACUUGCUCAAGAAGGGUCAUUUAGAACCAGACAGAAAGAUUGGUACAGGAAUUCGGGCGUUCCAAAUCCGGUUUCAUCCUCAGUUUAAAAGUCGCUGCUUCUUUGUCAUUAGGGAGGAUGGUUCUGUGGAUGACUUUAGCUUCAGGAAGUGUGUUGAUCACAUUCUGCCCCUCCCAGAGAACAUGCAAGUAAAACAUGAAGCUAACAAAGCUUUGGCUCACAGCGGGAAAGGCGGUGGAAGGAAAGGAGGUGGACAUGGGCGUGACCGUGGGAAUGCAGGGAAGUCAAGAUAUUGAAAAACAGCUUCAUAUUUACCAGAAUCGACUGCGUGUUUUGCACGCAGCUUCAUAUUUUGGUCAAUACAGCUUUCUACUUGCAGUUUUGACAUAAUGAUUUAUGGCUAGUGAAGUUACAUUACUAUAAGGGGUGCAUAAUUCAGAUUUUUUUGUUUGUUUGGUAUCACAUAUAGUCUUUCCAAAAUCUGCGUUAAAUUGA
Nicotiana tabacum (common tobacco) is the source of this 979-nucleotide messenger RNA. Its product is annotated as protein EMBRYO DEFECTIVE 514-like. Lineage: Eukaryota; Viridiplantae; Streptophyta; Magnoliopsida; Solanales; Solanaceae. Gene Ontology annotation, biological process: nucleologenesis; chloroplast rRNA processing; chloroplast organization. The record is from RefSeq and is a predicted model, not a curated record. Gene Ontology annotation, cellular component: chloroplast; nucleus.